ACAUACGGCUUCAGCCUGAUGGUCUGUGAUGUCACACGGCAACUCUUCAUCUCGUCAGGAGCCGGUCGGUGACCGACCUGAGGGUUCAGAGGAUGAAGGUCGGAGGAUGAGGAGGAGGGAGAAGAACAGAGCUGCAGCUAAGAAGAGCAGGAAGAGACAAACUCAGCGAGCCGACCAGCUGCAUGAGACUUGUGAGCUACUGGAACAAAAGAACCGAAUCCUGAGAAGAGAGGUGGAUUCUCUGUCCGAGGAGCAGCGCCUGCUGACCGAAGCUCUAAGCGCCCACAGGCCCUUCUGUGCCAUAAUGCACUGCUCGUCCUCACUGAAAAACACAGAAGACUGGUCAGAGUGAGGAAGACAAACUGACCAUCGUGCAAUACAGACGUAAAGCUGCAGAGGACACUGCUCACCAUGCCUCUGUAACAGGUGCUCUGGUGACAUCAUCACAGUGAACAAUGACUUCCUGCAGCAGUUAGAAGAAAGACUUCAGUUAUUCUCACAUCAGAAGACACCAAUAAAUAUUAAAGCUUUUACACAUCGAAAAAAAAAAGCUCUUCAUCGCAAUGGCUCGAUUUUAAAUAACCCGCGAAA
Messenger RNA from Thalassophryne amazonica, 591 nucleotides. It is a transcript of the gene batf3, whose product is annotated as basic leucine zipper transcription factor, ATF-like 3. Bases 29 to 352 code for a protein of 107 amino acids. Gene Ontology annotation, biological process: regulation of transcription by RNA polymerase II. The record is from RefSeq and is a predicted model, not a curated record. Gene Ontology annotation, cellular component: nucleus. Gene Ontology annotation, molecular function: RNA polymerase II cis-regulatory region sequence-specific DNA binding; DNA-binding transcription factor activity, RNA polymerase II-specific. NCBI's taxonomy places the organism in Eukaryota, Metazoa, Chordata, Actinopteri, Batrachoidiformes, Batrachoididae. The transcript is spliced from 4 exons.